AUGAUUACUUCCGCCUUUGAAAUCAAAUUAUCCCUAGUUUUCGAAGGCGGAUAUUCGUCUGUUGAACAGAUAAAGAUCAUGAGGAAGCUAGUCGAUGAAGUUAAGGCUUUAGAUAUGUCGAAAAUCGAUUUAAAUUUCGUGGCAAGAUAUAUUCAUCAGAUUUUUUCAAUCGAAAAUUUAUCUUUAUCGACACUAAUAAUCAACAUGUGCUAUGAACUGGAGAAAGCAACAAAAGAAUACAUAACAGAGAAGUAUGACUUCGAUAAAUUGUUUGUUAUUACUGGAGACUACAGAACACUUGAAUUAUAUCAGUUAACGACAGAACUGGAGACACUGAUGUAUCAUUACAUGAAUUACAUUAUAGAUACAUAUCAGGCAAUGCCACAUUCAAUCGUUUUUGGAAUUAUUUCAAUAAAUGACUCUCCAAGAUUUAUUUUACGAGAAAGUAUCCUCGACACAAUCGUCAAAGCUAUUGAAACAUGCCAUCAGAUUUGGGAUAUUCCUCAACUUGGCACUUUAUUUAUCAAAAUACUGACAGCAACACAAAAUGAAGCAAUGUUCGCCUACGUCCCACAAGCAAUUGAGCGGGGGAUCCCGUUCGUCGUCCAAGAUCAUUUUAUAUCAGAAAUUGUUUCUCCAUUUACUCAAGUAGCUCCAUUAUCUCCAGAUACAUGUAAAAAUUCAGAAACCAUACUAUACACCCUUCUACGUUCAUGGCCAGGCAUAAUUCACUUCGGAAUGAAUCAAAACGUUUUAGUCGAUUUAUUAACGUCAUUUAAUCAUCAAGCGGAAAGUAUUAUAGCAGUAUUCAGAGAAUUACUAUUCCUUCAGCACAAAAGUGUUCCAGGAAAUGCUUUUGUUGCGUUUACAUUAAAUUAUUUAAUUAAUUCAGGUCUUAUUACAGUUUUAAACGAUACAACACCAAAUAGUAAGACAGCAGCACUAUUUCUAGAGGACUUACUCCCUUCAAUUGGCAGUACAAUUGCCAGAGAUUUAGAUUUGUCCGCAAUUUCAUCAGCUCACGCUCAACAAUCAAUUACUCCCAACUGCUCAUCAUUGGUAUUUAAAUUGGCCCAAUCCUAUUCGAUGAAUCAGUCAAUUACAAGUAUAUCUUCUUUUGCUUUCAAUUCUAUCGAUCCGUACUUAUGGGAAUGGCAUAAUAUUUACAAACUGUUAUUUAUUAUUUUGCCGCAUAAUGAAUCCGAGUGUCAAACAAAAACUGCUUCAAUAUUCUUUUCAAAACUGUUCGAAUGCUUUGCCAACGCAUACCUUUCAGACAAAACAGAGAAGAAUGUUGCUAUGGAAGAGUCUUUGCAAGCUCUUUUCAAGUUAUUUGUUCAAUAUAAUAAUCUUUGGUCAAUUCUCGAAGCUUCUAUGCUUUUCCGUAAAGCCAUCGAUACAACACUCACUAACAUCAUCAAGAACCAGCCAGAUGCGUCCGCUCCUUACUGGCCAAUCUUCAAAACCGCUGCUUUUAUGUCCUGUCAUUCCGCACCGACCAAAAUACUCAAAAAGUGGAAUUUGUAUGACAACAUGAUCAAGAUUGGCUCAAAGAUCACGAAACCAUGCUGUGCGCAGAUGAUUUUGAAUUCAUUGGAUUGUCAUCCUGAUCCAAGCCUCGUCAACGAGACAUUUGCGACAUUUCUUAGUUCCUCACAACAAGAAAUUCGCGAAUGCUGCAUCGAAAACUUGAGAUCCCACAUAGGAACGGAAUUUUUUGCUAAAACAUGUUUCCAAAACAUUGUUUUACCAAAAUUAAUAAGUAGCGAAGAUUCCUCAUUACUCUCCUUAUUCUGUGACUGCAUUGUUCACGACAAAAACUGUUUGGAAGUCUCCAAAAACAACAAAGAAAUAAGAAAAGUUUUGUUCAAAAAGUGCCGACAAAUUUUAUUUUUCAUUUUGGACAAAAACGAGUUAGAAAAAGAGAUUGAAUGGUGGGUUGACGAAGGAAACACUUUAUAUGUCGAUAUAUUCCAAGCAACAUUCAAUUGCAGUUUUUCAAAAGAAAUCCCAAAAACCGUUUUUGAAAAAUUCCCAUCUUUGAUGUUCCCUCUUCCUCCACACAUAUUUGGGGAGCUCUGCCAAACAAAAGAAGGGGCGGAUUUGCUCUCAAAAUACGUUAAAAAAGUCAUUGAAAAUCUUUAUGUAAAAAGUGACGAAAAAGAAAGAAUGGGCAGCUUUUUAAGUAUCUGUUUAUUCGGAUCCAGUCCUAUUACAUCAUCUUACAUGGAAUCACACCAAAUUCUUGAGAAAAUCCUCGAAGCAGAUCUAAAAAGUUACAACGCAAUCGGACUCAAAAUUGCUGGAAUUUCUUUACUUUACAAAUCCCCUUAUAUUGUUUCUUGUCUACAAAGAUACUCAUGGAGCUCUUUCGAGUUCGGACAGACGAAACUCCAUUUGCCAUCUUUGCCUUCUGUCAUCAAAAAUUACCAAAGAAAAUUGAUAAAAAGUGACAUUGUUGAGAUUCCUCCUGAAUACAAAGAAACAUGCGAAAUGGUGAUUUGCAUGACGAAUCCUAAGAAGAAUGUUGACCCUAGAAUGAAAUUAAAGAACUUGGAAUUAACAAAGAAAGGUUCUGUUUCAAAUACAAAAGUGGCAAAUUUUGUUUUGAAACAAAUUUCUUCUUAUUAUUACAAGAGGUCUAACAGAAUAUUCCUUUUCGAUUUGGUUGGAGCAACACCUUUGAUGGAAAAACCUACUUAUAGUAUAGAAAAAGGAGCUUUGAAACAAGCAAAAAAUGAAAUUUCAGAAAUUAUCAAAAAAUAA
Molecule: messenger RNA, 2766 nt
Organism: Trichomonas vaginalis G3
Lineage: Eukaryota; Parabasalia; Trichomonadida; Trichomonadidae
Product: cytosolic regulator pianissimo family
Exons: 1
Coding region: 1-2766 (921 amino acids)
Biological process (GO): TORC2 signaling
Cellular component (GO): TORC2 complex
Source: RefSeq, a predicted model, not a curated record